This is a messenger RNA of Amphiprion ocellaris (clown anemonefish), 2634 nucleotides long. RefSeq names its product ornithine transcarbamylase (gene otc). The record is from RefSeq and is a predicted model, not a curated record. The transcript is spliced from 10 exons. Gene Ontology annotation, cellular component: mitochondrion. Bases 185 to 1249 code for a protein of 354 amino acids. Gene Ontology annotation, molecular function: ornithine carbamoyltransferase activity; amino acid binding. NCBI's taxonomy places the organism in Eukaryota, Metazoa, Chordata, Actinopteri, Pomacentridae. Gene Ontology annotation, biological process: L-citrulline biosynthetic process.
GUGUAGCCCUCUCCGUGCAGCCUCCGGCUCUGCAGACCAACCCUUCUCCCUCUCGCUGCCAGAUUCCUCCGCCGGUUCACUGAGAUUCCAGUCUGCAUGUGUUUUCCAGGCGUCCAGGGAGUGAAUUCGCUUCUUGCUGACGAAACACAGCUUUACGUUCCCACUGGAUUUCCUUUGAUGCACCAUGUUUCCCAGGCUGUUGUCUGUCAACACCAACGUUUUCAAAUGUUUGCAGUCUUUUCAAAGCUGUGCAGCACGAGGGUUUGGCUCUGCUUCUCUUGAUUCGGUGGAUUUAAAAGGUCGCAGCUGUUUGACACUGAAAGACUUCAGCUCAGAUGAAAUCAAGCGGCUGCUGUGGGUGUCAGGAGACCUGAAGCAUCGCAUCAAGCAUGAAAAACAGUAUCUGCCUCUUCUGCAAGGAAAGUCAGUUGCUAUGAUAUUUGAGAAGAGGAGCACCAGAACAAGAAUGUCCACAGAAACAGGUUUCGCUUUGCUUGGUGGACAUCCCUGCUUCCUCACCUCGCAGGACAUCCAUCUGGGAGUGAAUGAAAGUUGCACAGACACAGCUAGGGUGCUGUCAGGACUCUGUGAUAUUGUCUUGGCGAGAGUUUACAGCCACUCCACGCUGGAGGAGCUGGAAAAGGAGGCUUCCAUUCCCAUCAUCAAUGGUCUGUCUGACCUCUAUCACCCCAUCCAGAUUCUGGCUGACUUCCUCACCUUACAAGAGCGUUAUGGAUCUCUGACUGGACUGACAGUGAGCUGGAUUGGAGAUGGGAACAAUGUCCUCCACUCCUUUAUGAUGACUGCAGCCAAACUGGGAGUUCAUCUCAGGAUUGCUACGCCAAAGGGGUACGAGCCAGAACAGAGUAUUAUUCAUGAGGCACAAAAACUUUCCAAGCAGCAUGGGACUCAGCUGGUUCUGACCUCUGAUCCGAUGGAGGCCGCCCAUGGCAGCAAUGUUUUGGUCACUGAUACGUGGGUCAGCAUGGGACAGGAAGACGAGAAGAAAAAGAGGCUCAAAGACUUCAGAGGUUACCAGAUUACUAUGCAGACCGGAAGCAUGGCCAAACCAGACUGGACCUUCCUGCACUGUCUGCCUCGGAAAAUGGAGGAGGUGGAUGAUCACGUAUUCUACUCAUCUCGCUCCCUCGUCUUCCCCGAGGCUGAGAACAGGAAGUGGACCAUCAUGGGUCUAAUGGUUUCUGUUCUGACAGACUACGCUCCACAGACACCUCUGAUGAAGUUUUAACUUCAUGUGUUUAAGGUGGAAUUACGUUUGUGUGCUACGCAGCAUGGCGGUCCCCCCAGGUACCUCUGAUGUCUAGUGUUCACCCACUCAUAAACACCACCGCCAGACUACAUGAAUUACCCCAAAGAAACUGUGUUUGCAUUGUUUAGCUUUCUGAUGCCAUGGUUUUCUAGUCUGGCUGUUUAAUAGGAGACUAGAACAUGCUGUCAUUAAUCUGUUUACAUCUCAGCGUGUCCUCUGAUACACAGUGAGAAUGAAGGAAAGCAGUGAAAGUAUUGGUACUAGAUGUGGUUGUGUUACUGUGUGUCUUCAACUUUUUUGAAAAUACAUCAGAAACUUGUAGGACAAAAUGCAAUCAGAACAACCUGACCAACCGCUGUUCUUCUGGCCUCUACAUAUCUAUGUGGACAUCUGAGGCAUGCACGUUUGUGAGAAGGUUCACAUCAGUUGUUUUACUUUAACACCUUCCUGCACAGUUACCAAAUGCUUUGUCCACACCACACCGCUAAAUGGACAUGCCACUGGUUUGUCAUAUUUAAGCUAGAAAUCAUUUUGUGCUUUGCAUUCAUGCAGAAUAUCAUCUAUAAUAGAAUAUGCAGUUUACAUUUUGAAUGAGGGCAGUAAGAAAAUCAACUUUUUUCUUUUAAUUCACAUUAGUGGUAUGGAUGACCUGAAAUCCAUAGUUAGGAUAUGGUUGUAUGCCAGGAGCAUCCUUGGGAUCUUGUCAAACUCACCCAUGUUUCUGGCCUCUUUCUAAUAAAGGCAAAUGCAACCAAAAAAAAGGAUCUUAGGAUUGCAUGACAUAUCAUUUUUAGUGUAGUGUAGUGUAGUGUUUUUAUUUAUUGGUUUUUCUUUUGAAAAAGCAGCUUUAUUUUAAAUCACAAAUCCUGCACUUCUGGUCUUCCAUACAUACCGUCAGAGUGGAGAAGGGAAUGCUCACUUCCGGUCGCACAUUUAGAGCAUUUUUUAUAAAUUACCACAAUCGAUGAUCACUAAAGUACACAAGUUACGGUUUAAAUGCAGAACGUAUGGCUUUAAAGGAUGAUUUCACUCAGAAUAUACUUAGAAUUUUAAUGUUUUUUUUCAAGGAGUGUUCCAGUAAGUUUGUCUACAGAGGCUGCACUUUCAGGACCACAUCGAGUAUUCCAUACAAAGUACUACUUCAUAUCCUACCUAGGAUUUUAAAGGUUUAAUUCACCCAAAUAGCACUAAAACUUGUGUUAGGCAACAUGAAAUUUAUUCGCCUUUACUCGUGUUUCGAGCCAUGCUUUUAUUCUGAAGGAGAUGUGCACCGAUACACGGAAGUGAAGUAUUCUGUGAGUGGCGGAAAAUUGUUGGUUGUCGUUUGAUGAAGUUCCUAAUAAAGAUGCGGUGGUUCUACUUGU